Molecule: messenger RNA, 1233 nt
Organism: Protopolystoma xenopodis
Lineage: Eukaryota; Metazoa; Platyhelminthes; Monogenea; Polystomatidea; Polystomatidae
Source: the annotation of a GenBank genome assembly
AUGAGUUUCGAGCCAUCGGUUAACAUGACAAUAAAGAAUAAAAAUAGGAAGGAUAGAUCUAAACAUGAUAAAGGGGAAAGGAUUCCAGAACAUGAAAUUCCCGGGACCUCUUCCAAUACGCGUUACAAUUACAGCUAUACAAAGUAUGCAUAUACUCCUAGGAAUGAGAUAAGUGAUGAAUAUCCCGGCCCUCAUAGAGGCCGUGCACACGCGUGCCAAAGGAAGGAAGUCUGCACAAAAGAGCGAGAUAAAUCAUUUAAUCAAUAUAGUUCUUCAAGUAACCAAAAACGCCAUUGGAGUUCUUCGGUCAGUUUGGAGAACCCUAAGAAAAAUUGUGAUAGAAGACCCAGUCAAGCCGUCACUACUGAAUUGGGGGAAAUUUCUAGCAGCGUAACUGUAAGCGAAGAUGGUGGAAACAAUAGUGAGGAUGAAUACUAUAUUGCGACUGGGACUCGUCCCUUGCCAACUACUAAGGUUGGUGGCACCAACCUGGCCGAAGAGAAUAAUCUUGAGGAUCUGUUAAUAGAAAAGAAGGGUUGGAAAAUAGUCCAUGUUGGUUCCGAUGGCGCAUGUCUGUUCAGGAGUGUUGCCCAUCAAAUAUUUGGCGAUGAAGAAAAGCAUCACAUCAUAAGAACUCAAGUUUUAGACUAUAUGACAAAAAAUGAAGAACAUUUUUCCCAAUAUAUAACGGAAGACUUUUCCAGGUACAUUGAAAGAAAAAAGAAUUUACAUUGCCAUGGCAAUCACGUUGAGAUUCAGGCCAUCGCUGAGUUAUAUAAUAGGCCUGUUGAGAUCUAUCAUUCUACUGCCGAACCUAUCAAUGUCUUUCAAGCGGAAUAUUCAAACGAGCCGCCUAUACGCCUUAGCUAUCAUGGCAGAGUUCAUUAUAAUUCUGUUGUUGAUCCCUUUAAUCCUUCAUUUGGACAUGGACUUGGAAUGCCAAAUUACCAGCCAGGGCUUCCCGAACCUGAUCUAAUUGCUCGUGCAAUGGAUGAAUCAGAAAAUACUCACAUUGAGGAUGCUAUGCUGCGCGACAAGUUAGCUGAAACUGAGCAAAGGGAAAUCGAACAAUGCAUUGAGGACCAAGUGGUUCGUGAAUCGUACUUUGAGCAUAUGUCUGGUAUUCGAAAAUCGAUAUUAAUGAAUAUCAUGGCCUUAGCAAAAAGCUACACCGAUCCUCUUCUCUAUGUCCGAAUAAGCCUUAUGAAUUCUCAUUCUGGUCAAAAUGCUUAA